Scophthalmus maximus (turbot) is the source of this 2116-nucleotide messenger RNA. It is a transcript of the gene slc35a1, whose product is annotated as solute carrier family 35 member A1. Lineage: Eukaryota; Metazoa; Chordata; Actinopteri; Pleuronectiformes; Scophthalmidae. The transcript has 8 exons. Bases 451 to 1461 code for a protein of 336 amino acids. The record is from RefSeq and is a predicted model, not a curated record. Gene Ontology annotation, cellular component: Golgi membrane. Gene Ontology annotation, molecular function: pyrimidine nucleotide-sugar transmembrane transporter activity. Gene Ontology annotation, biological process: pyrimidine nucleotide-sugar transmembrane transport.
GCAAGGGUUAGCGAUAUCCGGUUUUCAACAUAAAAUCGUUUGCGAGUGUGAACGGCUUGUUUGUGUCAACUGUUAGAACUUGUGUGUUCGAAAUAGGAAGUUAAAAUGAAUAUCAGUAUGAAAGAAAAUAUUGAGAAAUUAAAUAUAUCACAAUCAAUAUUUUAAUGCUGACUGACCUCCUGACUGAUUAAUUGAACGAACGCUCACCGGAAGUGGGCUUUUGUUGUGAAAAUACGCCUUAACGGAAUGCCUAGUGUAUACACGUAACUCAAAAACGACGUGGGAGCUAGUUCGGCAGUGUUUUCGGCCAGUGGCGACUGGUUUGGCUCAGCUGCAGACACACCCUGAGCCAACACUGCCGAAGUGUGUGUCGGUUUUAAUGCCAUGUUAACGUGAAACAGGAUAACGGACUUCCUCGCCACUCGGAACUGACAACAACCCAGAGCAACAAUGGCGGCCGAGAACGUGAGCGUGCUCUUCAAGCUCUACUGCCUGACAGUGAUGACUCUGGUGGCGGCGACGUACACGGUGGCCCUGCGGUACACGAGGACCAUCUCUUCGGGCGACCUGUACUUCUCCACCACCGCAGUAUGCAUCACCGAGGUCGUCAAACUCGUCCUGAGUCUGGGCAUGCUGGCGAAAGAAACAGGAAGCCUCAGCAGACUGAAGAACGCCCUGGUGGAACAUGUGUUCUUCAGCCCCAAAGAGCUGCUGAAGCUGAGCGUGCCCUCCGUCGUGUACGGCGUUCAGAACAACAUGGCCUUUCUCGCUUUGAGCAACCUUGAUGCCGCCGUUUAUCAGGUGACCUAUCAGCUGAAGAUCCCGUGCACGGCCUUGUGCACAGUCCUCAUGCUGAACCGUUCUCUCAGCCGGCUGCAGUGGUUCUCCGUGUUCAUGCUCUGCGGGGGCGUCACGCUCGUGCAAUGGAGGCCCGCAGAAGCCACUAAAGUCCAGAUUGAGCAAAAUCCUUUUAUCGGCUUCGUGGCUAUUGCUGUCGCUGUCGUUUGCUCUGGAUUUGCAGGUGUGUAUUUUGAGAAGGUGCUGAAGAGCUCCGACACAUCUCUGUGGGUGAGGAACAUACAGAUGUACUUGUCUGGCAUUGUGGUCACACUGAUGGGUGUUUACAUGACGGACGGGGCAAAGGUCCUGGAGAAAGGCUUCUUUUUUGGUUAUACACCCUGGGUGUGUUUUGUAGUAUUCCUGGCCAGUGUGGGAGGCCUGUACACCUCAGUGGUGGUGAAGUACACAGACAACAUCAUGAAGGGCUUCUCCGCCGCGGCCGCCAUCGUCAUCUCAACUGUGGCGUCUGUCAUGUUGUUUGGACUACAGAUCACGAUCACAUUUGCCUCCGGCGCCCUCCUCGUGUGUGUGUCCAUCUACCUGUAUGGACUCCCGAAGCAAGACACGUCCAAGCUGAGGAGAGAGGACGCAGAGUCCAAACAGAAGCUGAUCACCGUGUGAGUCGCCGACCCGGCAGAAGAGACGCCUCAACCGCUGGUGAGCGGGUCACAUUUCUGGGGACUGAAGCGAGCCCCCUGCACUGGAAGGACCCCCGGAGCCUGUUCUUUUAACCCCGCCCACGUCCUCUUACAUUUCCAGAAAACUUGAGUUUUUAAGACCAGAUUCUUUUUUUUUUUUUGAAAACAAAAAAUACCUUUUUUAAAACUGGCCUUCUUAGUUAGCUGCUUUUAAAGUUUGUAAAAAUGUGAAACAAUCACUGAGGUCUUGUAAUUCAUCUUCAGCCAAGCUGGAGUGACAUGUUACAACUGGACUUUGUUACACUUACUUUUAAUGCCUCCAUAUAUUUUAUAGGGGGGCGUACAAAUACCACAACUCCUUCUCAUGGAGUUUUUUAAUUUCAUUUAAUUUUUCACUUAGUCAUUAGUCUGUUUCAAACUGUUCAAUGUGUUUGUUUUAUGCUCAUACCACAUUGUGCUGAUUCUGAAUGUGCCCAAAUCACAGGAGAACUCACUUGGACUGGAGGUUGCAUGUGUGAUUAUGUUUAUAAUAUCUCUUUAAGUGUCUUAUGUCUUAUCAUGUCAGAUCCGUGUUGGAUUCUGCUUUCAAAGUUGUUUUAAAGCCUUUUAUUAAAUUUAAAUGGAAAAGUGUUUAAAAA